This is a messenger RNA of Fraxinus pennsylvanica, 798 nucleotides long. The record is from the annotation of a GenBank genome assembly. NCBI's taxonomy places the organism in Eukaryota, Viridiplantae, Streptophyta, Magnoliopsida, Lamiales, Oleaceae.
AUGGAUUUUCCCAAUUCCCUCUCGACUCCUAACAUCAAAGAUCGAAAUGAAUUCUACGUUAGGGCCGUUUCACGGUGGCCGAUGGAAAACAAGCCGGCCACGACCAUGCCGGUUCGACCGGCCGGUGUUAGGCCUUAUGUUAGGUCGAAAAUGCCUCGAUUGAGAUGGACACAGGAUCUUCAUCAAUGCUUUGUGCGCGCUGUUGAGCGACUCGGUGGAGAAGACAGAGCAACUCCAAAAAUGGUGCUGGAGUUGAUGAAUGUGAAGGGGUUAACAAUUACUCACGUAAAGAGUCACCUUCAGAUGUAUAGAAGCACAAAGCAUGAACAUAUGUUACAAGAGGCAGUUGAAAUCUUGGUGCCUAACGUAGGGUUUAUUGUUGCAGAUGCAGCUGAAGCUGUGGGCAAGAGCUCCGACAGAAAUCAGAUGAAAGGAACACUUUUCUGCCAUUAUCAUACUCCAAUCAAGAAUCAAGAAUGUCCCAAUGAGGAAAUUCAGUGGCUCUUAACUAUAUAUGCAUUAUAUUUCCGGGGUGGUGAGAAGAAACAAAUGUUGGCAGAAGUGCAGGAUGGUAAGAGUUUCAAGUGGCUUCCAAAUUCCUUGGCAGAAGAAUCUGUGGGUACUUUGCCUUUGAAAUUAGCUUUAGAAUCAUCCAUCUCCACAGACGGUGCCAAAGAUGUUUCUCUUGAGCUGACUCUUGGUUCAUCUGUAUCACAUAAAGAUAACUUAUUAAUUAGUCAAGAAUUUAAAACCUAUGUAAACUUGGUUUUUCAUGCAGGAAGUAUUUAUUUGAAGUGA